AUGGGGAUUCUUGAGCACCAUUUGGGAGGCCUCAAGGCGAAGCUGGCGAGGCUGCGGUCGGAGCUGGUGGAGGGCACGAGCCGCAGUGGGGGCCCCAAGGGCGAGGGUUUUGAAGUGGCGCGGCAGGGCGACGCGAGGGUUUGUCUAAUAGGGUUUCCUUCUGUGGGCAAAAGCACUUUGCUGAACUCCUUAGCAGCAGACGCAAACCCUCAGGACGGCCAGCUGAAGCAGCGCAGCGCAGUCGGCGCCUACGAAUUCACCACCCUCACCUGCCAACCCUCGAUGUUCACCGUCGAUGACGCAAAAAUUCAGCUGCUGGAUUUACCCGGAAUUAUAGAAGGGGCUUCGGAGGGGCGGGGCCGCGGCCGGCAGGUUAUUGCUGUUGCCCAUUCUUGUGAUUUGGUUCUAAUGGUUUUAGACAGCACCAAAGAUGACACGCAGCAGAUGCUUCUCACGCGCGAGUUGGAGGCUGUAGGAAUUCGCCUUAACAAAAAGCCGGCGAAUGUGAGCUUCAAGCCGAAGAAAGCCGGAGGCCUCACCGUCAAUUUUAUUGUGCCCCAAUCGGAGAAGUGCGUUUUGCUGCAGCUGACACAAAAAGCAGUGCAGCAAAUUCUGCAUGAGUACAGAAUAUUCAACGCAGACAUUGUUGUUCGCGAGGACUGCAGUACGGAUGCUUUUAUUGACGUAAUUGAAGGAAAUCGGAGGUUUUUGAAAUGCAUUUAUGUUUACAAUAAAGUGGAUAUGCUCACUUUGAAGGAAAUCGACGAACUCGCCCGCAGGCCGAACAGUGUGGUGGUUAGCAGCCAGGCGGGGUGGAAUUUGGAGCGGCUGAAAAGAGUGGUAUUUGAGGGUUUGGAAAUAAAGCGUCUGUACACCAAAAAGAAAGGCGAACUUCCGGACUUCACGGAGCCCAUUAUCCUCACCGGACAAAGAGGCCCCUGCACCGUAGGAAACGCCGUCUCUUUGAUUCAUAAGGAUUUACUAAAGGACUUCAAGUUCGCUUUCGUUUGGGGGGCUAGUGCGAAGCACCAGCCGCAGCACGUUGGGCUAGGGCACGAGCUGGCGGACGAAGAUGUAAUUCAAAUCGUCAAAAAAACCUAA
Eimeria tenella is the source of this 1101-nucleotide messenger RNA. Its product is annotated as GTP-binding protein, putative. Gene Ontology annotation, biological process: cytoplasmic translation. NCBI's taxonomy places the organism in Eukaryota, Apicomplexa, Conoidasida, Eucoccidiorida, Eimeriidae. Gene Ontology annotation, molecular function: GTPase activity; GTP binding. Bases 1 to 1101 code for a protein of 366 amino acids. The transcript is spliced from 13 exons. Gene Ontology annotation, cellular component: cytoplasm. The record is from RefSeq and is a predicted model, not a curated record.